Molecule: messenger RNA, 3589 nt
Organism: Pogona vitticeps (central bearded dragon)
Lineage: Eukaryota; Metazoa; Chordata; Lepidosauria; Squamata; Agamidae
Source: RefSeq, a predicted model, not a curated record
CAGGACCUCAUCGACAUCUCGCUUUCCAGCCUGCAGGGGCUCCGCACCAAAUGCGCGGCGUCCAACGACCUCACCCAGCAUGAGAUCCGCACCUUGGAGGUGAAACUUGUCCGCUACAUUGGCAUACAGCUGCAGUGUAAGUUGAGUGUCCCCCUAAAUGACAGGACGGUCGAGUUGAACAGCUACCCAAGGCUUAGCGACUGGCUGUAUCUCGUCAAUGUGAGAAAAGACAUCAUCCAGAGGAUACCAAAGGAGCUGACUCUCGAUGCCUUCCUUGAAAUGAACGAGUCGAAAGUGAAGGACACCAUGAAGAGGUGUGGGGCCAACGCCGAGGAAUGCUCCCGACUCAAUGGCGCCUUGGCCUGCUUGAGGAGCGCAACCAGAACAGGCAGCGAGUACAAAGACGACCUGGUGUGGAAUCCGUCAGACGUGCGCCGUGAGAACAGCUUGAUCCCGCCUUCCGAGCUUUCCCCCUGCUCCACGACGCUCACGUGGACCCACGGCAACCUGGCCCUUUUGAAGGGCAACGGCACGCAACCCCGCUCCGUUUCUGUGUCGACAAUCCCUCAUUCGGACUGCCUCCCCGCCUCCUAUGGCCCAGGCACGCCUGGCUGCCCGGGCACUGAGAACCUCUUGGAAUCCUUUGCUUUCCCCACCCAUUGCGGGCGACGCAACCUGAGGACUCCCCACAGCAUCACCAUCACACCCCCCACGACGCCCCAGCUCAAGAGGGGGAAGCCUCCCCGGACCCCUCCCCCUCCCAGCCGGAAGGUUUUCCAGCUCCUGCCUAACUUCCCGACUCUCACGAGGAGCAAGUCCCAUGAAUCUCAGCUCGGCAACAGGAUAGACGAAGUUCCUCCCGUGAAAUUUGAUCUCCCCCAGGGAUCUCCUCAAAUGGUACGAAGAGAUAUUGGCCUGUCUGUAACACACAGGUUCUCUACCAAAUCUUGGCUCUCUCAGGUGUGCCAAGUAUGUCAAAAAAGCAUGAUGUUUGGAGUGAAGUGCAAGCACUGCAGAUUAAAGUGUCAUAACAAAUGUACAAAAGAAGCCCCACCCUGUAGAAUAUCUUUCUUACCCAUAGUACCACGAUUAAGACGGACGGAGUCUGUCCCUUCCGAUAUAAAUAACCCGGUGGACCGGCCUUCGGAGCCGCAGUUUGGGACCCUCCCAAAAGCACUAACUAAAAAGGAGCAUCCCCCAGCCAUGAAUCACCUUGAUUCAAGCAGCAACCCGUCUUCCACCACCUCUUCCACUCCGUCGUCUCCUGCCCCUUUCCCGUCUUCGAACCCUCCCAGUGCCACGCCACCCCCCAACCAGUCUCCCAUGGGCCAGCGGGACAGCCGGUUCAACUUUCCAGCUGCCUACUACAUUCAGCAUAGACAACAGUUUAUCUUCCCAGAAAUUCCCAGUGUCCCACAAGUGACGCAGCCUCCUGAACCUGCUGAAUGUACUAAUGCCAAUGAACACAUAGCGGCGGAUGGGAUUGAGGAACGUGAAGCAGAGCACGUGGAAGGCCAAGAGUCAAAUAAGUCAGAACCGGAAGAUGAUGAAGAUGAGAUUGACGACCUGCCGAGCCGGCGAAGCCGCUGGCGAGGGAUGAUCUCCCGCAAGGCCAGCCAGACGAGCGUCUACCUGCAAGAAUGGGACAUACCUUUUGAGCAGAUUGAACUGGGUGACCCCAUUGGCCAGGGGAGGUGGGGCAAGGUUUAUCGGGGCAAAUGGCACGGAGAGGUGGCCAUCCGGUUGCUGGAAAUCGAUGGGAACAAUCAGGACCACCUGAAGCUUUUCAAGAAGGAAGUGAUGAAUUACAGACAGACCAGACAUGAGAAUGUGGUGCUUUUCAUGGGGGCCUGCAUGAACCCCCCUCAUCUAGCAAUUAUUACAAGCUUCUGCAAAGGAAGGACACUUCACUCAUUUGUAAGGGACCCCAAGAUAUCCUUAGAUAUUAACAAGACCAGACAGAUAGCCCAAGAGAUCAUUAAGGGCAUGGGGUACCUUCACGCAAAAGGGAUUGUGCAUAAAGAUCUCAAAUCGAAGAAUGUUUUCUAUGAAAAUGGGAAAGUUGUCAUCACAGACUUUGGUCUGUUCGGAAUUUCCGGCGUGGUCCAGGAGGGAAGGCGUGAGAACGAGUUGAAACUGCCCCACGACUGGCUGUGCUACCUGGCCCCAGAGAUUGUCCGUGAGAUGGCUCCUGGGAAGGACGAAGAUAAGCUUCCUUUCUCUAAGGCUGCUGAUGUCUAUGCUUUUGGGACCGUGUGGUACGAGCUGCAAGCUAGAGAGUGGCCGUAUAAGAACCAGGCAGCUGAGGCCCUGAUCUGGCAGAUUGGGAGCGGCGAAGGAAUGAAGCAAGUCCUCUCGGCAAGCAGCCUCGGGAAAGAAGUUGGCGAAAUCCUUGCGGCGUGCUGGUCUUUGGAUGUCAGCGAGCGGCCCAGCUUCACACUUCUGAUGGAAAUGCUUGAAAAACUGCCAAAGCUCAACCGGAGGCUCUCUCAUCCGGGACACUUCUGGAAAUCCGCCGACAUUAACAGUAGCAAGGUUUCCAUCCGGUUCGAACGGUUUGCCUUGGGCGACUUGGAGUCAAAUAAUCAAAAGAUAUAACUUGGUGUGUGUUUUAAUGGUCCUUGAUUCCUGGUUUCUGUCUGUGUCGUUUGCUGACCUGGAAAAAGCUGCUGGAGAACUCGGCAGAAGCUCCCUCAAUUCCUGAAAGGGGACAGUGAGCCUUCCCCGACCCGGCGAUAUUUCAUUUAGACUUUUGUUAUCUUAAUUUCUGACACCUCAAGUCAGCAACUUUACUUUUAAAAUGUUUACAUACUGAUCUUCCUCCUGUGCGGAUUCUGUUUUUCAUGGCUAAUAAUAAAUGUGAUGCAAGAUUUUUAAUUUAGAAAUGGAAAUGUUUUUCAAAUGGAGCUGUUGUAAGCCAUCUUGAUUUAUAAAGCUUCAUUUCGUCGACGAGGAAGCUAUGAGGUUUUGAAGCCUUGCCCACGAAGGGUUUGAAGUUGAAGGGGCUUGUCUGCAUAGACAUUUAAGCCAUUUUGGAAUUGCCUCCAGUUUCGCUCGAAAAAGGCUGGGAAUGGUCAUUUUUGUGAAUGUUUGGAAAAUUCUGUUUUCAGGAAGAUGUCAUUACACUCUUCUCUGUUGUAGAAUUAUAGGCGUUCGGCAGAGUUUGGAAAUGAUUUAAAUUGACUGUGUGGACAAUUGCUCUGAAAAGGCAGAGAAAGAGUGAAGCCGAAGUACUUCUCUCAGAAAUGGAACAGGUUGUUAUGAGCAGGAACUGAGUUUUGUCAGAGGUUCCAAGUGCGAAAUGUAUUGUAUGGCACAGAAGCUAAGAUCUUGGUUGGGAAUAUUACUGAACACAACUUUCUACCUCUCGUUAUUUUGUGGGCGGGGUGGGAUACCUUGAAGCCACAUGGACAGCAUCUAAGAGACCACAGAGGUGUGUAGAGAGGGCUUCCUGGCUCUCUCACCGCUUGUAACCACUAGACUCCUCUCAGGACAGAGGCUGGAGAACCUGUGGUCCUCUAGAGCAGUGGUUCCCAACCUUGGGUAACCCAGGUGUUCUUGGACUGCAACUCCCAGAAAACCUCAGGCA